Messenger RNA from Suillus paluster, 462 nucleotides. RefSeq lists its product as uncharacterized. NCBI's taxonomy places the organism in Eukaryota, Fungi, Basidiomycota, Agaricomycetes, Boletales, Suillaceae. The coding region runs from base 1 to 462 and encodes 153 amino acids. The transcript is spliced from 2 exons. The record is from RefSeq and is a predicted model, not a curated record.
AUGGACAAAGAGCUCUUGAAGCAACAAAAAGAGAAAUACAGGCAGUGGUUCCAUAAUCACAAGAAACACAAGGCCAAUACAAAUCCACCAAUGAAGCUCCAAAAGAAAUGGAAGGCUGACAUCCUUCAGCAAAUACAAGAAGAAAUUGAGGAGGAGACCGGGGAGAAGCCUGAGCAGAAAGAAGUUCUCAGGAGGUAUCAACCUAAGAUGAUGGCAAUCAUGAAAGGGCUGGACGACAAUAAGUUGGAGGAAGCCCAGGCUAAGGCUGAUGAGUGGACCAAUCAAGCACCUGAUGCCGCAGUCCAGGCCAAGACGGCAAAGAAGAAGGGCAAAAAUAUGAUCAAGCACUUUGCCAAGGAGAUGUUCAUCAGGAAAAAGGGUUUUUGCCAUUUUUGGCUGUUUAUUCAAAUAGAGACACUAUGGGCUAUAUUUAAAUAUAUGUACGCUAUAUUAACAACUUGA